This is a messenger RNA of Odontomachus brunneus, 7615 nucleotides long. RefSeq names its product serine-rich adhesin for platelets-like. NCBI's taxonomy places the organism in Eukaryota, Metazoa, Arthropoda, Insecta, Hymenoptera, Formicidae. The transcript is spliced from 10 exons. The coding region runs from base 196 to 6759 and encodes 2187 amino acids. The record is from RefSeq and is a predicted model, not a curated record.
GAAAGACGGAGAGGGAGACGUAGGGUGAAUCAGAGAGGGACGGCGGAACUGUCAGUGCUGCAUCGGUCCUCCUCGCGUAAGGACUGGCCACGGAUCAUCAGCGAUCAUCUCUCACCAGGAGUCUUUCUCUCCUCAACAACGGACGAGACUGUCCCUCCCCCGUCGAGUAGUCGCGGAAUAAUCGACAACCGAGAUAUGGCAGCACCACAGGCGUCGUCGCGUCUCGAGAUGUUGCAGGCCCGCUUCCAGCAGAAGCAGCUGCAGGAGAAGGAGCAGAAGCUGCUGCAGCUGUACGACCAGCAGCAGCAGAGGGCCUAUCAGGUGGUGCAACGCGGUAGCGCCGGUUCCAACGGUUCCAAUCACGGCUCCAUGACUAGAACCACUACGACGACUCAUACGACCUCGACCUCGCAAGGCGGUAAGGUGAGGCAAAUGUUCGACGAGAGGCGGCAGACCACCGUGAAGGGGAUCGACAGGAGCUACCCUCUCGAGCCGCUGGAGAACAAGCUGCGAAAGCAAGCAACGAACGGCCUGACGACGCAGCGAAACGGUAAUCUGACGACGGUGAAUCGACAGUCCGUCAACGUGAAACGCGUGGCACGUGCGGACGUCAACAGCAACGUGAACGGCGGCAAGCCUGUCGUUUCUUAUCGCGAGGAAGUCACUCGCGAGUCAUUUGGCCCAUCCGUACACCGUCACGAUGACGAGGACGAAUUCGGCAGUGAGAACCGCGUCGUCAACGGACAUCAUCGUCACGAUCUUGACAAUGAGGAGGAAGUAUUAGACCAGGAGACGAUAGAGAGUAAUCGCAUGAUGGCGAAGAUCCACCUGAUGGGAUUCGAUGAGAGCCUGAAGCAUCGUGUGAGAAACGACCUGGAGAGCGAGGAGUUUCCGGAAUACCUUAUGGCGGACGUACCCGACAAACUCCCGAAGAGAAGCGUCACGAAGAAAUUGACGCAAGCGGAGGCACGACUCGAGCGAUUCAAGAACGCGAAUGCAAAGAGGAGCAACAACAACGCGCCGAAACAGCCCACCACGACCGGCGCCGCGACGAAAAGGCGAACGGAACAGAUGCUGCCAGCUCGAUCAAAUUCCAGAGGGAGCGAGAUCACCGACGCGACUUCCUCGGACAGCGCAAGAAAUGGAAGCAGCCGGGCCUGGGAGCGCGGUCGGGGAAAUCCCGAAAAUGCGAGAGACCCACCGCCGAAGAUUCGCGCGGUCGGUCGGCCUUGCAUCGCCGACGACGAGGUGAGCAAAACGAGGCGAGGAGAGGAAAGCCCAGACAUCGAGACACGUCGACUAAGCUCCCCGGGGAAGGUCGGCACAACUACGGCAGCUUGGAGGAGUUGUUCGCUCGAUAAUUACUACAAAUCGCUGUCAUCCGAUGGGAAGAUGAUCAUUAGACGUGGCGUGAGUCCGCGAUCCCGCGAAAAUAUAGACUUCAGAUCGGCGUCGGCGGAUCGAGAAACGCGCGCGAGUCAAAGCACGAGUCCGGAAUUCUUCGACGGAGAAGGCGCGGGAUCCACCACGACCAUGACGAUCGAUCGAAGAGGAUCCACGUCGUCACACGAUCGGGAGAUAUUAACGCAGCAACGCGAAGAAGCCAGAGGAUCCACGACGAGUAUCGAUCGAAAGUACGCCGAGAUUACGCGAGAAAAACGCUCCUCCAGUUCGCCAUUUUUCUUCAGAGACUCCGGAGAAUCCGACGCGACUGUAAGCAUUGAUCGCAAAAGUAUCGGCUACAGAUCAGCGUCAGAUGAUCGACAAACACGUGAGACACGCGCAAGCCGAAGCACGAGUCCAGAAUUUUUCUGUAAAGAAGGUGAAAGGUCAGCCACGACCAUGAUGAUCGACAGAAGUAAAUCCACGUCGUCUCGCGAUCGGGAAAUAUUAACGCAGCGAAGCGGGAGGGUCGAAGACACCGCAACGAGUAUCGAUCAAAAGUACGCUGAGAUUACGCGUAAGAAGCGCUCCAGUUCGCCAUUUUUCCUCAAAGAGCCCGGAAAAUCCAGCGCGACUAUGAGCGUUGAUCGAACAGAUGUCGGCUUGAGGUCAACUUUGAUCGAUCGGGAAACGCGCGAAACACACGCGAGUCGAAGCACGAGUCCAAAAUUCUUUGGUAGAGAAGACGAAAGAUCAGCUACGAACAUGAUGGUUAAUGAAAGGGCCAGAGGACACACGGUGUCAUCACGCAAUCGAGAAAUAUUAACGAAGCGAGACAGGCAAGCCAAAAGAACUACAAUGAGCGUUGAUCGAAAGUAUGCCGAGAUUGCACGCGAAAAGCGUUCCUCCAAUUCGCCAUUUUUCCUUAGAGAAUCCAGAAAAUCCGGUGCGACUAUUGAUCGAGCAGGUAUCGAUUUAAGGUCAAUAUCGGCCGAUCGACAAACGCGCGGGACGCGUGUGAGCCGAAGUACAAGUCCAGAAUUCUUUUGUAAAGAAGAUAAAAGGUCAGCCACGACCAUGAUGAUCGACGGAAGAGGAUCCACGUCGUCUCACGAUCGGGAAAUACUAACGAAGCAACACGAACAAACCAAAGGAACCACGACAAACAUCGAUCGAAAAUAUGCCGAGAUUACACGUAAAAAACGCUCCUCUAGUUCGCCAUUUUUCCUCAGAGGGUCUGGAAAAUCCGGUGUGACUAUGAGCGUUGAUCGAACAGAUGUCGGUCUGAGGUCAAACUCGGCCGACCGACAAACGCGCGGGACACGCGCGAGCCGUAGCACAAGUCCAGAAUUCUUCUGUAAAGAAGGUGAAAGGUCGGCCACGACUAUGAUGAUCGACGGAAGAGGAUCCACGUCGUCUCGCGAUCGGGAAAUACUAACGCAGCAAAGCAGGCGAACCGAGGGAACCUCAAAGAGUCUCGAUCGAAAAUAUACCGAAAUUGCGCGCGAAAAGCGCUCCUCAAGUCCGUUAUCUUUCUUCAAAGACUCUGGAAAAUUCAGUGCAACUGUCAGCACUGAUCGCAAAAAUAUCAACUACAAAUCAGCGUCAGCUGAUCGACAAACACGUGAGACACGCGCGAGCCGAAGCACGAGUCCAGAAUUCUUCUGUAAAGAAGGUGAAAGGUCGGCCACGACUAUGAUGAUCGACGGAAGAGGAUCCACGUCGUCUCGCGAUCGGGAAAUACUAACGCAGCAAAGCAGGCGAACCGAGGGAACCUCAAAGAGUCUCGAUCGAAAAUAUACCGAAAUUGCGCGCGAAAAGCGCUCCUCAAGUCCGUUAUCUUUCUUCAAAGACUCUGGAAAAUUCAGUGCAACUGUCAGCACUGAUCGCAAAAAUAUCAACUACAAAUCAGCGUCAGCUGAUCGACAAACACGUGAGACACGCGCGAGCCAAAGCACGAGUCCAGAAUUCUUCUGUAAAGAAGGUGAAAAGUCGGCCACGACUAUGAUGAUCGACGGAAGAGGAUCCACGUCGUCUCGCGAUCGGGAAAUACUAACGCAGCAAAGCAGGCGAACCGAGGGAACCUCAAAGAGUCUCGAUCGAAAAUAUACCGAAAUUGCGCGCGAAAAGCGCUCCUCAAGUCCGUUAUCUUUCUUCAAAGACUCUGGAAAAUUCAGUGCAACUGUCAGCACUGAUCGCAAAAAUAUCAACUACAAAUCAGCGUCAGCUGAUCGACAAACACGUGAGACACGCGCGAGCCAAAGCACGAGUCCAGAAUUCUUCUGUAAAGAAGGUGAAAAGUCGGCCACGACUAUGAUGAUCGACGGAAGAGGAUCCACGUCGUCUCGCGAUCGGGAAAUACUAACGCAGCAAAGCAGGCGAACCGAGGGAACCUCCAGGAGGCUUGACAGGAAAUACACCGAAAUUGCGCGUGAGAAACGCUCCUUGACUCCGCAAUUUUUCUCCAAAAAGUCCGAAAGAUCCGCCACCAUAACGCUGAUCAAGCCAAAGUCAAGUUCGAUGGACAUCACUAAAAGUAUCUUAAAACGGCGCAAGUGUACUUUGAACACUUCCUAUAAACAACCCGUGAAAGCUUCGUCGUCGACGAACAAAGAAGCUCGUUUCACGCGAAUCGGAUACACUCCGAGUUCACUGAUGAGCAGAAGUGAGACGAAAAGGAGUGCAAGGAGAAACGAGGUCUCCAGUGCGAUCGUUCGAUCAGACAGUCGCAGAUCAUCGAAGAUCUCUGACAUCUCCGCCACUUCAGCCAGCUCAAUCGUGAGCCUGAAGUAUGGUCUGGAGUUCGACAAUAUUCUCCAAUCGACAGGGCUUGUCCGUAAAUUCAUGAAGUCUCAGAAAGAACAACGCAAAACGCAUCACCAAUUGUCUACAAAGCGCGACAUCAAGAAUAUAAACACGCGAGCCGUGAGAGACGAUCAUCAAUUGAGGAAUCGGUGCAAAGUUUCUCCGCUCUCCCAAAAAUCGAGCUCACCGACCGUCGACAGCAAACAGAGAACUACACCGGAGUAUUCGCGCAAAAGCAUCACUCCCACGGAAGUUGACGUGGAGAUUCAAGAGAUCACCAUGACUGACCAUCGCAUGGAGCGCUCCACGCACGGGUCCAGGAAAUCAUCGAGUCCGGAACAGCCGAAGAGUCGAAUCGAAUCUCCGAACGUUUCGACUUCCUCAAGGAAGAUGAUUUCUCCGAAGAGAGACUGCGGCCGGCAGUAUGGCGCGAAGUUCGAAACUUCACCGCGAUUCUCAUCCUUAAGAAAAACUGCUCGCCGUGGCGCUGACAUCCCCAAGACUACGUUCAUCCGAAGAGUCGCGGAUCAGAGAGAGGAUCGGAAUUACGCAUCCAAAUAUGCCACGUAUACGAUCAAAGACCGCAAACGCCAGAGUGUGUUGGUCGCGAGGAAAGGCUCGCCGGACUUGUCCAGCGGUAAAGUGAACACAGAGAGUAAAUUCGAGGAGUCAAAAGACGCGCGAGAAUUUUCAAAGGCAAUGUUCACGCGACGAGAGGACGAGUCUGGAGAAAAAGAUACUGGGAGAGUAGGACCGUUGUCCAUCCAGGAGUCGGCGACACGAGGACUCGACUCCGUCGGAUCCGAGCAUUCGGCCCGCUCACUCUCAGAAAUCUCCUUGCGAACGAUGGACGUGCAAACGAAAGCCCCCGCCAUAGAAUUAAACGCGAGGUCGACGGUAGACUCUUCUCGCGAAGUAACGAGCGAUACGACUUUGAGAUCGAGUCUGCGAACUCCGACUGGCAGAGGCUCGAGAGUUGGGAAGAUCGCGCGUGGGAAGAGCGAUCUUAAAACGACUUCCAGUAUGGUGAUUCGUUCUUCUAGGAAAAUGACGAAAACCUAUCGAAACUCGAGCGAUAAGAAGCCGGGAUCGGCACAGAAGCGAUCACCGACCUGCAAGCGCCAAUUGUUCGAGUUCGACUCAGAGAAGGAAGUCCAGAAGGGGAAAGAGGAGCGAACGAACUGGAGUUGCACGAAGGCGCGGAAAAGAGAGAAUUACUCCUCCGCAGACAUUGGAGCUCGCGCAGACGAAGCAACGUCGAAGCUGAAGUCCCUGGAGGACCUCGACGUUGCGACGAUCCCGGUGAAACCUCUACGAUCCAUCGAGGACAUCCGCAAGUCGAUCGAUUGUCGCGAACAAAGCGGAUUAACCGCCGCGAAGAGGUCAAGGUCAGCGAUUGCAAAUUGGCGUUCCUCAACGUCGCGAGAGAGUGGCGAUGCGAGAAGAUCGAUCUCCGCAAGCGGCGCAGCGAGACGCGCGGAUGAGCCCGCGAGAUUAACUAAAGUUCAAUCCUGUGUAUCCAGGAUCGCGAAGAGCCCGAGUCCAGACGCGAGCGCGAGGAAGCAGCACGAAACGAGCGCGCGAGCGACACGGGGAAGCGCCCCUUCGUCUCCCUCUAAGAGUCCCGAUAGACAUGUCGCUCCUAGGCGCGGAUCCACGGAGCCGAAGAACCAAGACGCGAGACUGGCGAGAAGGCCGGUCGUCGCGAAAGCCGCGGAAUCGAUCGGAAGCAAAACGACGACCGAAGCGAUGGACGCGGUCGACGGUGUCGUUCAGCAGGACGGUUCGCCGCGCGAAUCCUCCGCGAAAAAGUCCGACGCCUUUGUGAUCGACCUGGACGAUCGACCGAAAGAAAGCGACACGACGCCUCCGAAAAAAGUGACGCCAAUAAGGAGGUCCUCGAACGAUAAAAAUCAAACAACCUCGAGUGCAACGGGCCGACCAAGCUCGUCGGUAUCGUCGAACUUUGGCAGUGCUGGCACGACGCAAAGUCAAGCUUCCAGCACGAAAAGUAGAAUGGCCACGAGAGCCAAAACGCCUGUUUCCGGUGGAUCGCAGGCGAGAGGACCGUCCGCGGCGCGAAACGUGGGAAAUACCAACUCCGCAGAUAACUUGGUAGCCUGCCACACAUGCGGACGCAACUUCGCGCAAGAUCGAAUCGAUCUUCACCAGCAGAUUUGCGCGAAAACGACGAAUAAGAAGAGAAAGCAGUUCGACGCGAUGACGUUCCGCGUCAGGGGAACCGAGCUCGAGCCCUUCGUGAAGAAAGGCGUCGCCAAGAAACAAGAGUCGCGUGCGAAGAAGCCGGGGCUGAAGUCGAACUGGCGGCGCAAGCACGAGGAAUUCAUCGAGACGAUUCGUUCCGCCAAGAUGGUGCAGUCGCACCUGGCGGCAGGUGGCAGCCUGAAGGAUUUACCGCCACCCCCGCCCAGCGACACCAGCGAUUACAUCCAGUGUCCGCACUGUAGCAGGAGAUUCAACCAGGCCGCCGCGGAACGGCACAUUCCCAAGUGCGAGCACAUGCUGCAUAACAAACCAGCGCACGCGCGAGCUGCGAGACCGAGACGUUAGCGAAAAAUCACGGAAUGCAGCCCGGCCGUUUCCUUCGCGAAUCCGAACUCCUUCUCCUGAAAGUCGCUCGCUGGUCAAUUAAGCGCAGCCGACCUAAGUGUACACGUGCCUUGUAUUCAAACAUUUUGGUCGAUAUAUACUUCUCUUUCUUUCUUUCUUUCUUUAUCUCUCUUAUUCUCGACUUCGAACGCAAGUCGGGGGAAAACGUUGAGCCUGAAGCUCGACGAACUUGUCGUCAAAACUUGUCCGGAAUUAAUAUUUUUCCAAAAUGAAGAUUAAAAGAGGAAGAGCUCAUCGUGAGCUGUUCGUGACUUCGCGAUGAACAAACGCUGUUCUUGCGAAAUGUAAGGCACAAUUUGAAAUUUUUACUUGGUGUACGAGUCGCUGCGUCGCUGCAACUAUUAACAGAAACUUCGCGAACUAAAGAGCUAUAAUUAAAAAAAGCGUUACGAGAGCACGUCGCAUUAAUGAUCACAGAAAUUGUGUAUAUUAACAAUCGCGGGGGACGGCAUGCACAGUCGCGCGAAUGCGGGAUAGUCCGGCAACCGCAUCGAUUGGCAAUCUCGACGUUUAAAAUCCGGUAGACACGCCGAUAAUGAAUGUCGCUUUUCACUCGUAAAACCACGUGUCGUUCAAAGGGGGCUUUGACUAACUGUUGAUCGGAUUUUUCUAUUAUCGCGUUGACUUUUCUAUGCAUUAUAAUCAAGCGCAUUUUUAUAACCGCAACAAUCAUGUACGACACGCAGAUGCGAGUAUGCGCUGAUGAUGUACGUGAAAUAAAUGUAUUAUACAGCACAAAUGGCAAUAAAUUCGGAAUUCUUGUUUUUUGUAGCACACGAAUUCCAUACACGAUGAA